Aphanomyces astaci is the source of this 1036-nucleotide messenger RNA. RefSeq lists its product as hypothetical. The record is from RefSeq and is a predicted model, not a curated record. The transcript has 4 exons. The coding region runs from base 20 to 1006 and encodes 328 amino acids. NCBI's taxonomy places the organism in Eukaryota, Oomycota, Saprolegniomycetes, Saprolegniales, Verrucalvaceae.
CGCAAGAGCAGCAGAAAUAAUGGCUGGAAACAGUGCGCUCAAGCGAAAGCGGCAGCACAAUGACGACGAGAAGCUGAAUCAUACUGCCAGCGUUCAGUUCGCGCGAGAGAUCAAGAAGAUCAAGGCAUUUGAGAUCCAAAAGGUCGUCAAGACACUGGCCAAAGACCCGCAAAACUCUGCGUUGACGGCGUCGGUGGAGCAUCUCAAGAGUCUGGAUGUGGCUCAUCUGGCUCGACGGGCUAUGCUAUCCUUGGGCUUGGACCCGCCAGAGACAAAGAAGGCCAAGGCCAGCAGCAAUGCUGCGGCCGGCGACAACUUCGAGCUGAAGGCCCUUGAAGCGUCGCUUCUCAAGCACAAGCGACUGCUCCCUCUCCUCGAUACUUGGAAAGCCAAGGCUGCAGAACGAGCAAACAAACUCUUCCGCGAAGAAAACGUCAUACUCAAGCAAGCGCGCGAAAACUCGAAACAACAAUCCAUCCCAUCUGGCCGGCGCAGCGCGUCCACGUCCGAGUCCAUGUUUGUGGGCUCGUUGUCUGGGCUUGGCGACGCCUCUGGCUUUGAGAAAGACGACAUUGCAGACUUCUUGGGCGAGAACCACAAGAAGAACCGACCCGGCCAACGUGCGCGCAAGCAGAAGGCGCUCAUGGAGGAGCAGCGCAAGUCCGGCAAAGCGCCGCCGCCGUCGUCUACUGUCCCCGCUCGGGGAGCGUCCAAGUACGGCCCCAGCAGCCGUGGCACGGCCGACUCGACGCGUCCGCCUCGCCCGGGCACCAAGGCCCGCCCCCCUCGACCCACCACGACCCAAGGACCAGACCGCAGCCGACGUCCUCACGCCUCCGACACCGGUCCAUCGGCGCCCCCCCCGCGACUUGCGCCAUCCAGUCGCCGGGAAACGGUCGAGGAUAAGACGCACCAUCCGUCGUGGGCUGCCAAACAAGCGCAGAAAGACAAGGAAAAGGUCGACAUCCACGCGUUUUCGGGCAAAAAGGUCGUAUUUGACGAUUAAUAACCAAUCAAAACGGUCAAGGAGUAGUAG